Molecule: messenger RNA, 2640 nt
Organism: Mangifera indica (mango)
Lineage: Eukaryota; Viridiplantae; Streptophyta; Magnoliopsida; Sapindales; Anacardiaceae
Product: phosphate transporter PHO1 homolog 1-like
Exons: 13
Coding region: 28-2424 (798 amino acids)
Biological process (GO): cellular response to phosphate starvation; phosphate ion transport
Cellular component (GO): Golgi apparatus; cytoplasm; trans-Golgi network
Molecular function (GO): inositol hexakisphosphate binding
Source: RefSeq, a predicted model, not a curated record
UAAUUUUUCUCUCAAGAGAGAAUUAUCAUGAAGUUCUCUAAGCAAUUUGCAGGCCAGCUUGUUCCUGAAUGGAAAGACGCCUUUGUUGAUUACUGGCAACUCAAGAAACGCCUCAAGCAAUUUUGUCUCUAUAGUAAUAAUACUAAUGAUCAUAACACUACCUCUUCACCCACCUCUACCAAGGACCAACAUACAUCUUUAGCCAACUCCUUGGUUUCCUCUCUUGGCUCUUUAUUUGGCCACCAUCAACAUAGAGAACAUGGUGCCAUUCAAGUGCAUAAGAAAUUUGCAAGUUCAGACAACAAGGCUGAUAUGUAUGAGACAGAAUUGCUUGAUCAAUUUGCGGAUUCUGACACCGCAAGAGAGCUCUUUGCAUGUCUGGACUUGCAACUCAACAAGGUGAACCAGUUCUACAAGACUAAAGAGAAAGAGUUCUUGGACAGAGGGGAGUCCUUGAAGAAACAGGUGGAGAUUCUCGUCGAACUCAAAACAGCACUCAAGCAGCAGCGUGCCAAAGGAGCUUCUUCCCAGGACUCCAGGGAAGAUCUUUCUAUCUCCUGCACCAUCUCUUCAUGUGAUGAGGAGUCAAUCAAGGACAGAACAGAACAAGAACAACUACAAGAUCAGCUGCAAGACAAAAACACUGAUGACUUGGAAAAAAAUGAUGUUGCUUCGGUAACGUCACCAGGAUCGGAUGAAAUUGGAAAAUCAAUGAGAAUGAAAAGAGAGGAUAGCAAAUUUAGUGCACUGUCGAGUAGUUCUUUCAAUUGCCAGGGGAAGAACUUAAGAAUAAAUAUUCCUCUAACAACCCCAUCGCUUACCUUCUCAGCAAUCAGUUACUUGGUUUGGGGAGAUUUAGUUAACCAGUCCUCCAAAAGAAUUCCUGAAGGAAGUAGGCUGCACAUCAACAAAACAAAGAUCCACCAUGCAGAGAAGAUGAUAAGAGGAGCUCUCAUUGAGCUCUACAAAGGGUUGGGUUAUCUCAAGACUUACAGGAACUUGAACUUGCUUGCUUUCAUAAAGAUUCUGAAGAAGUUUGACAAAGCUACUGGAAAACAAGUUCUUCCCAUUUAUCUAAAAGUAGUGGAGAGCUCCUAUUUCAACAGCUCAGAUCAGGUAAUAAAUUUAGCUGAUGAAGUUGAGGAGUUAUUCAUCAAGCACUUUGCUGAAGCUGACCGUAGAAAGGCCAUGAAAUAUCUGAAGCCUCAUCACCGUGAAGAAUCACAUUCUGUAACCUUCUUCAUUGGACUGUUCACCGGAUGUUUCAUUGCACUCCUUGUUGGAUAUGUAUUUAUGGCUCACAUCACAGGCAUGUACAGACCGCAAGGGGAUACAGUUUAUAUGGAAACUGUAUAUCCAAUACUUAGCAUGUUCAGCCUGUUGUUUCUACACUUAUUUCUGUAUGGUUGCAACAUUUUCAUGUGGAGGAAAACCCGGAUAAAUUAUAGCUUCAUCUUUGAACUAGCCCCUACCAAGGAGCUUAAGUACAGAGAUGUGUUCUUGAUAUGUACCACUUCAAUGACUGCAGUGGUGGGUGUUCUGUUUAUUCAUUUGUCACUUGUCACAAGAGGGUAUUCAUAUUCCCAAGUUCAAGCAAUUCCAGGCCUUCUAUUAUUGAUCUUCUUACUAUUACUCGUGUGCCCCUUCAACAUUUUCUACAAAUCUAGCCGGUAUCGUUUCCUUUGUGUGAUAAGGAACAUCAUACUAUCACCUCUCUAUAAGGUUCUGAUGCUGGACUUCUUCAUGGCUGAUCAACUCUGUAGUCAGGUGCCAAUGCUGAGGAACUUAGAAUAUGUAGCUUGUUACUAUAUGACUGGUAGCUACAAAACACAGGACUAUGGUUAUUGCAUGAGAACCAAACAUUACCAGGAUUUCGCAUAUGCAGUGUCCUUCCUGCCUUAUUACUGGAGGGCCAUGCAGUGUGCACGGCGCUGGUUUGAUGAGGGGAAGACAAGUCACCUUGUCAAUCUAGGCAAAUAUGUGUCAGCAAUGUUGGCAGCAGGAGCCAAAGUAGCUUAUGAGAAAGAAAGGAGUGCUGGAUGGCUGUGUCUUCUUGUCAUCGUGUCAACUGCUGCAACAGUGUACCAAUUGUAUUGGGACUUUGUAAAGGAUUGGGGGUUGCUUCAGAAGAAUUCCAAGAACCCCUGGCUAAGGAACGAAUUAAUGCUUCGUCGCAAGAUAAUUUACUACUUCUCCAUGGGAUUGAACCUUAUUCUCAGGCUGGCUUGGCUACAAACAGUUCUUCAUUCAAAUUUUGGACAUGUUGAUUACAGAGUAACUGGUUUAUUUUUAGCAGGCCUUGAAGUCAUUAGAAGAGGACAGUGGAAUUUUUACAGAUUGGAGAAUGAGCAUCUAAAUAAUGCUGGCAAGUUUAGAGCAGUUAAGACAGUGCCACUUCCAUUUGAAGAGGAUGAGGAAAAUUGAUGCCCAUUGGUGAUAGUUGCUUACCGAAUCUGGUUCGAAGGGAAUCUCAGAAGCUUUGCAAUCUUGUCCUUCCAAGAAGAACCUUAUCCCUUGUACAAGUUGAUGCCGAAGUAACCAAACAUCAACUUGAUUUUCAUUGCUCCUUGGAUAUUGGAAAAAAGUGGUUGAUACUUGCAUACCAAAUUUUCUUCAACAAAGAAUAGAAAUUGAUGCAAA